UUUCUCUUUACAUGAAUCUGCGAUGCUAAACGCGCCGCAAAUCGACUAUAAUGAUGUCGAUCUGACGACGACGAGCUGUGUUCGACGUCUCUGAAGUUAUGAGCCCAACCACGACUCUGCGCUGCUGAUCGCGACGGCGCGACACCAUGUCCGACGACAUGGACACCGACGGCAGCGCCACACAGGAGGGGCUGGCGCUUGCGGCGCGAUCUUCUUCUCUUGCCACGCCGCGGAAACGAAGCAGACUCCGCUCCGGAAACAGCCAGGGAGCGCGCGGCGGUUCGGCGGAUGCCCGCCCGGGAGCGGAGUACCUACUGCGAUCGGAUGCCGAGAACCUCGCCGCGGCGACGGCCAAGGGGUUCCGCUACACGCAGCGGGAGCACGAGUUCACCCGCGGACGCGUCGACGCGUUUGUGGGAAAGCAGACGGAGGAAACCGCGGCGCAGCGACGGACGCUGUCGGAAACGCGGGAAGCCAUCGACGCCUACGUGGACGAGACGCAUCAGGAGCUGCGCGGCAAGUUCACCGCUUUGGAGGCGGAGAAUAGCAGGCUGCGACAACAGGGGGACCAGCUGCAGCAACAGAUGCAGGGCAUGGCUUUUACGCUGGAACAGCAACGGGCCGCGGCGGCUGCGAGCGCCGCGGAACAGCAGGGGAAGAUGGAUCAAAUGUUGCUCAUGAUGCAAACAAUGAUGAGCAAAACAACAGCAGCACCGCAACAAUCCGCGGGUGCGACGACGACGGGGAAACGGGUUCCGGCGGUGGUCCACUUCGACAUUUCCGACUCCGGCGGGGCAGCAGCUUCGUCUUCUUCUGCCGAAGCGGCAACCACUUCUUCUCCACCGUGCGGGACGGGGGUUCCACGGCCGAUCACUUUUCCGGCACGUUCGCCGGAGGAGCGGCUUCAUGCGGCGGUCCGGGUGACCAAGCGGUUUGCUUUGGACAAGCGGAGCACCUUCGGGAGCGACUGGAAGGAGCUGCAGGAGGAGCUACACACGCACGGGGUGAAGAAGAAGAGCACGGAGUGGGAGCAGCUUGCGGGGCUCCUGACGGGUUUGGCGAAGGAAAAAUACGAAACAGUGCAGCGGAAGCACAAGCCGCGGACCGAGGGCGACUUUGCGAAAUGCCUGCAGGAGCUGCUGCAGGAGAUCGCCCGGGCAACGGGCGUGAACGUAGGAACCGGGUCGGCUUCCUGCUACCACCGCUGCGCUUCCUUGCUGGAGCAGUACGCCGGCAAGUGGGCGAAGAGUUUCCCGGCGGUGAUGUUCGUCGAGGCGAAGGUGGCGAACAUCAUCGAAGACAGCUCCGAGCGGGGCGACAUCGGCUUCGACUUGGACUGUAGUCGGAACCAGCGGGGGGAGAUGGAGGGUUUUUUCAAGCUCCUGGAGGACUGGGUGGGGGCGGAUGGCUCCUUGUGGCUUUCGCAGAAUGUGGACGACGCCUCCACAAUGCGCCAGUGGCUUAAGCAGCUGAACGAAUACGCCAAGAAGGUCCUCCUGAAGCCGUUGACGCCAGCGCAGCAAGACACAGAGGUGGACAAGUUCCACAAGUUUCAGGAGUCGCUGCGGCAGGGCGCCGGGACACAGGCGGGCGGGGUGGUCGGGCAGCAGUCCUACAACCUGGCCCCCGGGCCAACGACGACCUCCAAUCCCAACCCGGAGAUUUGCGGUUGGUGCGGAUGCUCCCACCCGGAGCUACCGAGCCACAAGUGCGUCUACGGCCCGCAGAACGAGUACGGCGCCAGCAGCUACGCACAGCAAAUUAUCCGGAAGAAGCAGCUGAAACUCGACGAAGGCAAUGCCUUCCUGCGGAAGACGCACCUCGGGGGACGAGCCCCGAGCACCACAGCGGGAAAAGGACAAGGCAGCGGCGGCGGAGCAGGCGCCAAGGGCUCGCGGCUGGACUCGGGAUGGGUUUGCGAAAUCUGUAACACGAAGAAUUUUCCGGACCGACAGGACUGCUACGGCUGCGCAAGGGCGGCGAAAGGGAAAAAGAUAAGUACGGGCGGGAAGAACGGAUUCGGCGGGAAGGGCGGCACGGGAUACAACGUGCUGGAUUCCCAAACCCCCGGCGCGGAGCAGGCCACUUUGAAUGACCUCGGUGCGAUGCUGCAGUCGCUGCUGCAGACCUCAGCAACGAGCGCACCGACGGCGGGAGCGCAGACAGCGAUGGGGCCGGCAUUGCAGCAGCAGCUGCCGAACGGGGGAGCACAGAUUCCGAACGGGGGAGCGACGUUUUGCCAGCUCGGGCAGAACGUGCUGUCGGCGACGAACAGGCAGGCGGCUGGAGCGAACCAGCCGGGGUACAACCGGCUGCAGCCGACCACGACGCAUCCUUCCUUCCCGCCGCUCGGUAGCACGCAGCCACAGAUCCCACCGCCGCCACCGGUUUUUCAGCAGUCCACGGCCAGCCUCAACCCGAAUAUUCCGCACUACGGCCUGAACGGCAAGACCAACGGCUUCCACUUUUUCGGACAUGCAGGACCGGCGCGGUACGCGGACGGGGGAGAGGACAAGGAGAACUACUCGACGCUCCUGGACCACGUCCUGAGCGACUGCGAGGCGAUCCAGUGGCACGACUUGGAAUAA
This is a messenger RNA of Amoebophrya sp. A120, 2588 nucleotides long. NCBI's taxonomy places the organism in Eukaryota, Dinophyceae, Syndiniales, Amoebophryaceae. The record is from the annotation of a GenBank genome assembly.